AUGACCAUUGCCGUGAACCUGAGCGAUGACACCCUAGGUCCUGACACGAGCAUGGAGGAGUGCGAGUCUGGGCUGACGCAGGAGAUUUUGCGUUACUUCGAGAUCGUCCGCGCCGCUCAGGCGACAGGACAGAGCCCGCCACUUUCGGCCGCAUCCACGCUGGCGACCUUCGACGACCUUAUGGCGGUAUUGCGGGGAUUCGCCUACGACCCGACCUCGUCUGACUGCUGGCAGGCCUUAGGGCUCAGCCCGCUGGAAGGGCCUGAGCCGACGCUUGGCAUGCUCGAGUCGCGAGCCCGCACUGCCCGGCUGCUUUCGUCAGCUGCUGAGGGCCCGCGCUGGUCACAGAGCGACAAGCAGUUGGUCCCCCCCUUCCUCAAGAAGCUCGAGCUGGCCGUCCAGGACUGCGCCAACUCCCUCGCCGGCUGGCGCAGGGAGCGACGGAAGCUGAAACCCAGCAGGCUCCCUCUGUGGAAGGAGCUUGGGCCACGAGCCCUCUGCGCGGUGCUCGACACAGCCCUGUCCCCACAGGAACGUGUCGCGACGCAAUGGUCCGCGCUGCUCGGCUCAGGCCCCCCACGUCUACGAGAGCAAGCCGAUGAUCGUGUUCUCCCCCUGGAUGGAGCUCGGCGUCUUGCCGAAUCGGCCGAGAAGGGGGACGACUCGUUCUGGGACCUGCUGCAGAACGUGCCGGUCGUCAUCUGGGCCCCUACCGACUCCUCCGCGCUGGGCCGCCUCCGAGAACACAUGCUGGAACGUUCCAGCGGCGGUUCACUCCCGCAGUACAUCCGUAUGAUCACUCCGCUGGAGACUUUCCCUCGGUGCCACUCGGUCGACGCCAUCCAGGUGGACUUCGUGACGCACCCCAUGGAGUUCGUGUCUCCUGGCUCCGUGGGGCCGCGGCAAGAAUUCAAGGGCCUCGCGAUUUUCACAAUCUCCACGUAUCUCCCAAAGGGCCCUCCCAAUAUGCUGAUGGUGGAGGAGCCCCUCUUCUCUCUCGGGGACAAGCCCACGUACGUGGUGGACAUCCCUGCCAUGGCACUCCCGCUUGUCUACAGCUUCAUGUCAGAUCCUGGCAUGCGGUGUGCGACGAUGGGCCGAAUCACCCGCAGCCCAGGCCACACUGCCGAGGUUCAACGCAUCACCGUGGAUAUCCGCUUCGACCGGGCCAUCCCAGCUCUGGAACAGGAGCUCCGCAUGCGUCGCCUCCGCAGCGCGGCGCUUCCCCCCGACUCGUUCUACGGCUCACAUGCGAUGUUCUCGGACCCGGCGGCCCUCCUCGCCGAGUUCGCGCACCCCGGCGCUGCUUGCAAGGCGUGGUCGUUGUGCAGCGGCCUCAUCCCCCUCACCUCUGGGAAGGUACUGGUCCAAUCAGAGACAGAG
Prorocentrum cordatum is the source of this 1383-nucleotide messenger RNA. The record is from the annotation of a GenBank genome assembly. NCBI's taxonomy places the organism in Eukaryota, Dinophyceae, Prorocentrales, Prorocentraceae.